This is a messenger RNA of Raphanus sativus (radish), 1581 nucleotides long. RefSeq names its product ras-related protein RABA2b-like. NCBI's taxonomy places the organism in Eukaryota, Viridiplantae, Streptophyta, Magnoliopsida, Brassicales, Brassicaceae. The transcript is spliced from 4 exons. Bases 174 to 824 code for a protein of 216 amino acids. Gene Ontology annotation, cellular component: endosome. The record is from RefSeq and is a predicted model, not a curated record. Gene Ontology annotation, molecular function: GTPase activity; GTP binding.
AAAAUUUUAAAACUAAAUAAAUGGGUGUUUCCGUUUUCACCGCGAAGUAUAGGGAAGAGGAGAGACGAGUUGGAAACAGAAAGAAAGCAAAAAAAAAAACAUUUCUAUUAUCGAUCCUUUCAGCUUUGCUCUAAAAGGGUUGAUCGGAAGCGCUAGGAUUUGAGAGGAAGACAAUGGCGAAUCGAAUAGACCACGAGUACGAUUACUUGUUCAAGAUCGUCCUCAUCGGCGACUCCGGCGUCGGCAAAUCCAACAUCCUCUCCAGAUUCACCAGAAACGAGUUCUGCCUCGAAUCCAAAUCCACCAUCGGCGUCGAAUUCGCCACCAGAACUCUACAGGUUGAAGGCAAAACAGUGAAGGCUCAGAUUUGGGAUACAGCAGGGCAAGAGCGUUACAGAGCCAUCACCAGCGCUUACUACAGAGGAGCCGUCGGAGCUCUCCUCGUCUACGACAUCACCAAGAGGCAGACCUUCGAGAACGUCCUGAGGUGGUUACGCGAGCUCAGGGACCACGCCGAUUCCAACAUUGUGAUCAUGAUGGCCGGUAACAAAUCGGAUCUGAACCACCUGAGAUCCGUUGCUGAUGAGGACGGUAGGUCUCUGGCUGAGAAGGAAGGUUUGUCGUUUCUGGAGACGUCUGCUUUGGAAGCGAGUAACAUCGAGAAAGCGUUUCAGACUAUAUUGUCUGAGAUUUAUCAUAUCGUGAGCAAGAAGGCGUUGGCGGCGCAGGAAGCUGCGGGUAAUCUUCAGGUUCCGGGGCAAGGUACUGCGAUUAACAUAACGGAUUCGUCUGUGGGUAAGAGUAAAGGAUGCUGUUCUACCUAGUUAACCCUCAAUGACUUAUAUCAAUCAGUCACACGUUUGAUCUUUUACCAAUUUUUUUUGGUUCUUGGCUUGAUUUCAGCAAUUAUAGCAAUACCUUUUUGCUUCCCAGUCUAUUUUAUUUUUUGGAUUUAUGUUACAGAUUGCUGUAUUGAAACUGUGAUCAUUCCACAGUAUUUCUCAGAAAGGAAAGAUCUUUGUUUCUUUAUUGUUAUGUAAAAGUCUUAUGCAGACACAUUCACGGAUGAAGAAGCUCUCUGCCUUCUCUUGGCUAGCUUUGAUGGGAAAAAGUCUCUUGAACAUUUCAAAAUGUACAGACAACAAAAGGAAUAAAAUAAAAAAUAUGGGGACCACUAAUAAACUUAUAAUAAAAAAAAAUGGAGGGAGAGGGCGAUGCGCACGAGGGGCUGCGUAAGCAUUUGCGAUUUUACGGGUCAAAAAUGUAAAAACAAAAAGUUAGAUGAGAAAAAAAGAAAGAAAUAUCAGACUGGUGACAGUCUGUUGUUUUCGUUUCACUCGUGGCCUCUCUCCCACCUCUUUCUUCCUUCUACAUCUUCCCCCGAAUCUCUCUCUCUCUCUCUAGAUCCAUCAAUGGCGUCCCUCGUCGAAUCCGGUUGGCAGUACCUUGUGACACAUUUUAGCGACUUUCAACUGGCCUGCAUCGGGAGUUUUCUCCUCCAUGAAAGCGUCUUCUUCUUAUCUGGCCUCCCUUUCAUUUAUCUAGAAAGGCAAGGCUUUCUCACCAAGUACAAGAUUCAGG